Beta vulgaris subsp. vulgaris (sugar beet) is the source of this 1248-nucleotide messenger RNA. RefSeq names its product F-box protein SKIP27. Bases 406 to 960 code for a protein of 184 amino acids. The record is from RefSeq and is a predicted model, not a curated record. Gene Ontology annotation, molecular function: protein binding. NCBI's taxonomy places the organism in Eukaryota, Viridiplantae, Streptophyta, Magnoliopsida, Caryophyllales, Amaranthaceae. The transcript has 4 exons.
UCUCGGUUCUUCGGCAGUAAGUAAUACAAGUCUUUAAAUUACCUACAACCAAAAAAACACGUCAUUUUCAUUUCUCACACAAAAUAUUUUCAAAAAUAGAUUAUUCUCCAUAUCUUUCAAAUAUAGAAGUAUUUUCACAAAUUUAAGCAAAAGUUUAAUCAAACUUUACAAAUUUAAGUUGAACUACUCCACUUACAAUUCAAAUUCUCUCUCCUCAUUUGGUGAUUUCAUCAUCUUCAUCAGCAGAAAAUAGCAAGUUCCGAGUAUACAACUAGUACUAUUUUAGCAGAGCAUCGGUUACGAAAUCUCUCAUUAAAUUCUCUCUCCUCAAUUUUUGCUCUCAAAGUUUGUUACUGGAAAUUUUUGCUCAUUUGUGGAAGUUUUGUGCUUGUUUUUGGCAGAGAAAUGGCGUUGACGAAGAGCUUGAGUUUCUCUCGAGGAAGAAAGCGUGUUCUCAUUUCGAAUAAUAGCUGUGAUUUGGAGCAGUUUUGUGCUGAUUUUGAGUCUUUUACUCCUAUGAAGAGACGAUAUUGUAGCGGUGAUGAUUUCUUUGAUGAAAAGUUUAGCGUCAAAACUUCGGCUUCUCUUCUUGAAGCUUUACCUCAAGAAAUUCUGAUUAAAGUAAUUUGUGGUGUGAAUCAUGAAGACCUAAAUCAGCUUUUCUCAGUUUCUAAAACAGUUCGUGAUGCGGCAAUAAUCGCGAAGAAAUCGCAUUUCGCAUUCAGCACACCUUCAAAAACGAAAGCAUUUAGAAAUUCAAUUGAUUUGCUAAACAAUCCAAUGGACAUCGAGGAUAUUGAAGCUCCAAAUGCUCCAAAACAAGCUCGAAAGUUGAAUCGUCCUCGAAUUUGCAAGAAAAAGCUCAAUCACAUUUCUGUCGCUUUGUUUUCCGACGAAGGAGAAGAUGAGGAAGAACAGAAAUGGACUAGAAGGAGUUUAUUUUCGGAAAUGGACAGUUAAGUUCUCAAAAUAGAAUUCAAUUUAAUAUAAUUUAAUUUAAUUUUUCCACUGUAAAUCAAAGUAUUAAGCUUUUUUUUCUUUUUGAUUUGUAGAAGUAAAAAUUUAAUGAGUUUGCAGGCCAUUUAAUAGGUUUUUGUUCUUCAAUACUUCCAUUGAAGAUUUAGAAGGUGGCUUGUGUUUCCUGUACAAUAAAACGUCUGUAAUUGUAGUUAUGAAAAGUAUUUUGUAGUUAUAAAAAAUGUAGUUUGAUUUCGAAGUAUAUAAUAUUGAGCAUUUACCUUUGAUUUA